AUGCUCGGCUCAGGAGACAACUCAGCCUCCGGCUCCAAUCGUAUUAAAUGGACUCGCCUUUCACUGCAAGGCGACAACUAUGAUCGUUGGGAUGCUGAUCUCUACCUCGCAGCUCUAGGUGAUUAUGAAAUGCUGUAUGAUGUGGAAAACUAUGUCAACUCUCUUACCGCUCUACCUCCAUUGGUAUUCCUUAACAACGUGGUGGAUACCACGUUUCCUACGACACCCUGCGAACACUUCGCUCACACUUUGUCAAGCAUACACUUCGGCUUUACAAUUCCGGCCCAAGCUCGUUCCAACCACAAUCCACCGGCAGCUUCGACUCCCUUGCUACCCGCGCCCCCAACUCAGUCCUUGACCGCAUCUCUUCCUGUCACUCAGGCCCCGGAUGCUACUAGUACGUCAACGGCACACCUACCUCCCGUCACUGCCACUCAUGUCACGGGACAUAUUCUCCCUAUUCCUUCCGUUACCUCAUCUUCACGAUUACCCCCUCCUAGCACACAAACCUAUGACCAAUACCAUAGGAACAGUGGUCAUCGUAGCAAAGAAACCACCGUUCGGAUGGCAGCCAAAGAUAAUGUAACCCUCACUCAUCCACCACCAAUAGGUGUCAAUUGUGAGGCCUGGAUGCUCAAUCAUACUGAUUGGCAGCAGGCUAUGCCUUUCCUUGAAUAUGCCCCCACCAUCGAUGUUUGUGCGCCCGCCAUCAACGCCCAGGUUCAUCGCUUUGCAGGACCGGAGGGGGGCUGGUCAGCUGCUAUUCCAAAGUCGAUUACGUCAACGAGAAAGCAUAUGAUAAUCUCCGCUGGACUGAUAUUCAUGAUCUCCUAAAAUUCAACGUCCGCCUGGAA
Molecule: messenger RNA, 854 nt
Organism: Sphaeroforma arctica JP610
Lineage: Eukaryota; Ichthyosporea; Ichthyophonida
Exons: 2
Coding region: 1-834 (277 amino acids)
Source: RefSeq, a predicted model, not a curated record